GCCCAAGUCCAGUCCUAGGGAGCGGCUGAUUGUUGUAACAAAUCAAUCCGUUUCACUAUUGUCUGGAUGAAUGGCCUUUGAUCACCUGAGAAUGAGGUAAUAUUCACGCCUCGUUAUGUUAAUAGACCCUUAUUAUACGCUAAUGGAGUUAUAUGAACCUAUAUUGAAUGAAUACUUGCAGAAUAGAUCAAUUAAAACCUUAAAUGCGGUCAAACUGACAAGCAUUCACGUUGUGGUUUUUGAAGUUCUCUUAACGGGACGUAUGAUUGAUAAUGAAACUUGAAGCUACCGCGAACUUUAAUAGAGCGGUCAAAAAAUGCGGUUAGAGUAAAAUCAGUUACGCUGUUAGUUCGGUGUACCUAUUCGUCCGUUACUAGGGACUGGUUUCAGCCUGGCUCCCGCAUUCCCGCUCGAUCUCGUUUUCAUGUUCCUGUUACGCUUACACCAUGCAAGGAUGACUGCUUUCCAGUUAGCAUAACACUCGUUGCGGCAUCUAUAUCGUUCUUCCUAAAAGUCUUUCUCCCUCUCUCUCAAAAGGGUGUCUAUUGCAGGGGUUGACAUCUGUCGGGCGCCAGUCAAUUGAUGAACUGUCGGGCGUCAGGACCGAGUGGAGCUCUAGGCGUCAUGCGUAUCAUAUUUUGAGAGAUGGCAUGUAGGCUACACGCGAUUACUUUUUCGGUCUGAGGAUGACGUUUCAACCCAUAUGUUUUUCUCUCGUUGGUUACAGAAAUUACUAAGCUUAAUAUUGGACUACGACUGAAAACAAUGUAGUGUUGUCACUGUAUAAGUGUCGGCUUAUCCCUUUCUGUAAAGCAAAAAAGUAAGAGUUUGUCGUCCUCUACAAUGGACUCACCGUACCAGUUCCCCAGCGCCAACUUGAGUUCGGGCGAGGGAGAGGAUACGCACCCAGUCUGCACAAACUGGAAGGAAAAUCCGGAGGGGUCCGUGUUUUACCUGGCCAAUAUUUUCUUAGUUUUGGGCUUCAUGGGAGGCAGCGGGUUCUAUGGGCUACUUUACCUGUUUUUCUUCCUGGCGCUCGGGUUCUUCUGCUCCUCAAUCUGGGCUUGGUCGGACGCCUGUACCACGGACACGUUCUCGUGGAAUUUUGUCCUUUUUGUGGUCUGCGUGGUGCAGAUCGUGCACGUCGCCUAUCGGCUUCGGAGCGUCACGUUCGAUAAGGAACUUCAAGAUCUCUAUGGCUACAUGUUCAAACGGCUGGGAGUAUCCCUCACACAGUACGGCAAGAUCGUGGCUUGCACCGAUGGGGAAAUUCACACCAUCGAGAAGGAUCACUACUUUGCCAUGGAAGGAAAAACUGCAAUUGAUAAACUUUCUGUGCUUCUGUCAGGAAGAAUUCGAGUGACGGUAAACGGGGACUUUUUACACAACAUUUAUCCGUUCCAGUUCAUAGACUCUCCUGAGUGGGAUUCUCUCCGACCGUCUGAGGAUGGUGUUUUUCAGGUGACAUUACGUGCCGACAACCCCUGUCGAUAUGUUGCUUGGAGACGCAAGAAGCUAUAUCUGCUCUUCGCCAAACAUCGCUAUAUUGCGAAGGUUUUCGCCCUUCUUGUCAGGAAUGACAUCGCGGACAAACUGUUUUCACUCAACGACAAGGCUUUCGACAACCGCGGGUUCAGAUAUGAUCUCCGGUUACCCAGUUUUUGCCAUGUGCCGGGGCCUGAAUUAGAUCAGGCCGGGUUAUUUCUGAGUGUCCCGGACCACCAAGGGGAGCACAGCCGAAGCACCCCGAUACCGACCACUACCUGAUUAGUCCACUAGGCCGUGGUCUUCCAUACUGUUUUAGUGUUUUGUCCUGGUAUAAUAAUUUUUUGUUCGCAUCGUCUUGACGUCAGUCAGACAAAAAUGUUUCACGUAUCUAUUUGUUUCCUCCGGAAUGUAUACGUUUGGAUUCGCAACAUGAACCGAAAAUGAAUACAUGUGCUAUUAGUGAGACUGCAAGAUUCACAUUUAAUAUGGAAAGUAGGCUAUCCGUGUUUUCCGCAAAAUGUCUAAGAACUGAGCUCGAUUAAUUGAACUAUCCCAAAUAGUUAUGGUCCUUCCUAGCUGGGGUACAAAUUCCUGAGGUCUGCAUUCGGUAUGAGACCAGGUCCAGUGUUAUUUAUUCAUAUACCCCCUGGACACGAACAGUUUGCAGUAGCUACUUAUUUGCACUAGGACCUGAGUAUGAACGUGUCAGCCUGUGUCAUCGCUGUGAGCGACCUAUAAUGAAACCCCAAUAGAGGUGUGACCCGAGUCAGUUUAAAUUUAGUACACUGCAGUCUGUCACAAGCGCGGUGACUUUAUUUAGCAACUGGUGGCGUGUUCGUGUCACAACUGGAAUGCGCGCUCAUGUUUGGGGAUCCCGCACUUCCGGUGUCAAAAUAAGCUUGUCAAGUCUAGUGAAAGCAAAGAUGAACUGAAGGACAGUCCCUCCAGCAUGGUUAGAAAGUGCUUUCAAAAUACUCAGAUUGUUGAGUAGGUGUGUAGGCUACUGUCUAAUAAAUGCAGACUAGUAUUUAUUUUAAGAUUGCUUUCUUAUUCUCCAAGUGUUGACCUUGUUACUAUCUGUAAUUCAAUCACUUUGAUCUGUUUACCCUCACAAAAACUGUUUCACGUCUAUGGGUUAUAUUUAGAACUCAGUUUGCCGUUUUGGUUUAAGAAAAAGAUACAACUUUUUUUCUGGAAAAUGUGUAACCCAUUAAUGAACAUGUAUUUGACUGACAGAUGUUUCAUUUAGUGAUUGUUGACUGAUUUUGGAAUUUGCACCUAUGAUUACUUAAUUCGGGCGGUACUGUGCAGUAUGCCUAGGCCUACUUUUUUAGAUAGGCUACCUUUUUAGGACCUUAAGCUCUUUUCACCAUCCAGUAAAUUCGUGUUUUAACGUGUAUCAUUUUUAAACUGUUAAUUAUCUUUGAGUUAGCAUAGAUACCUUUGUGGUCCUCUGUGUCUUUCUUAGCUUUAUAUAGCAUUAAUUUUCUUCGCCGUUAAGCCUGCUUAGCAAAACGAAUGGCAAGCGAGACUAAUGGAUUUACAGGAUGAACUUGCAGUGCUACCUUCGUUAUUCGGCGCUGUCCGCGGUGCUGAUUUCUGGAGACGUGCACCUGCACGUGUGCUGUAUUGAACAUUUCAUCAAAUGGACUGCAUUUAUAUAGCGCUUUUAUCCAAAGCGCUUUACAAUUGAUGCCUCUCAUUCGCCAGAGCAGUUAGGGGUUAGGUGUCCUGCUCAAGGACACUUCGACAUGCCCAGGGCGGGGUUUGAACCGGCAAUCCUCCGACUGCCAGACAAUCGGUCUUACCUCCUGAGCUAUGUCGCCCCCAACAUAGCUCACCAGAUGCCGGAGACGAAAAUAACCUCUGCAUGUUGUUAUUUUCUCCCUAUCAGCGUGCAGUGAUCUGUGCUGUGUGUUUCCAGAUGUGGCUCCAUGGCUUCACUUUGUAAGAAAGUGUUCCGGAAACUUUUUUUUUCUCCCCAUACCAACAUGACUUUGCUUUCAAACCCAGAUAAUUGGCAUAGGUGAAGUGAAUACUCUGCAUACUCUGCAUUUGUCAAAACACGAUUAGUAAACGUCGUCCUCGUGUAAAGGAGCCAUUGACGUAAUCGUUUGACAAAUUACUUGCUGCACACGUAUUGUUACAAACAUUGAUUCAGUUUGCCUACACCAGGUUAUUUAAUUUUGACUUCAUAAGAGUACAUUAUCAGAGACUUUAGACGUUAGACUGAUCAAAACAUCCAGCCGGGCCUAAGUGCAUCUUAGGUAUACUAGUAAGCUGCACUUAGGCCCGGCUGUAUGUGUUGAUCAGUCGAACGUCUUAUCUUACUCUGUCAUACGUUAAUACCGACUGAGACCUUAAGUACUUACUUUUACGGCACAGUUUCACUGUGCCCCCGCUAACCAUAUCCCUGGUAGGCCUAGCUACAGCAUCCUUUAACCAUACUGUACUAUAUUUAAUUGAGUACUACAGUACGUGCCUGAAUUCAUGAGUGACUGACUUACUUGAACUCAGAAUUGAAUGUCUUUAUAGCGAUAUUUGAUUUUUAUUAUUUAUUUUAUUAUGUUUACCAUGAAUGUAUGUGAAUAAAUUUGUCUUAUACAUGCA
This is a messenger RNA of Anguilla anguilla (European eel), 4098 nucleotides long. It is a transcript of the gene popdc3, whose product is annotated as popeye domain containing 3. NCBI's taxonomy places the organism in Eukaryota, Metazoa, Chordata, Actinopteri, Anguilliformes, Anguillidae. Gene Ontology annotation, cellular component: sarcolemma. The record is from RefSeq and is a predicted model, not a curated record. The transcript is spliced from 3 exons. Gene Ontology annotation, molecular function: cAMP binding. The coding region runs from base 844 to 1767 and encodes 307 amino acids.